GAGCACCCAGUCUCCGCGCGCAUCUGGUCCGGCUGCCCGGCGUGUGCGGCCCUGCUGUCAGGGCCGGUGCCCCCCGCCCCGCGGCCGGGCCGAGGCGGCCUGUGGGCCCGCUGCGGGGCGGGGCGGGGCCGGGCGCGGCGCGGGGGGCAGCGCGGGACAGAGGUGCAUGCAGCGGCCGCUGUCGCCGCAGAGGCGCCGGGCCCGGGCGCCGCCGCCGCCGCGCGCCCCCGGCUCCAUGCCGCCGCCUCUCCGGCGAGGGGCGGGGGGCUCCGUCCCGGGGUGGGCAGCCCUCGGCGCGGCGCCGCUCCCCUCCCCGCCCGCUGCCGCCUAGGAGUGCAGGCUCGGCGCGCCCCGCGGGGAGAGGGGGCGGGCGUGGGCGGGGGCUCGCGGGUGGCCGGGCAGCGGGGACCCCGCGCGGCGCGGCAGCGAGAGGAGGGGGCUUCCCGGGAGGAUGCCCGGCGGCUGGCGGCUCCCGGGUGCGAGCUGAGCGGUCCCCGGAGCGGGGCGCGCGUGGCCGGGCGGGCGUGCAGAGUGCCCCCGCGCAGCCCCCAGCCGCGCCAGCAUGGGCUGCAUCCAGAGCAUCACCUGCAAGGCGCGGAUCCGGCGCGAGAACAUUGUGGUGUACGAUGUGUGCGCCACCAUCGACCCGUGCCCCACGCGCAUAGAGGAGACCUCGCCCAUCGUCCUGCGCUACAAGACACCCUACUUCAAAGCCUCGGCCCGCGUGGUCAUGCCCCCCAUCCCCCGCCACGAGACCUGGGUGGUGGGCUGGAUCCAGGCUUGCAACCAGAUGGAGUUCUUCAACACCUACAGCGACCUGGGCAUGUCAAGCUGGGAACUGCCUGACCUGAGGGAAGGGAGAGUAAAAGCCAUCAGUGACUCAGAUGGGGUGAGCUACCCCUGGUACGGGAAUACCACAGAAACCGUGACCCUGGUUGGCCCCACCAACAAGAUCUCCAGAUUCUCCGUCAGCAUGAACGACAACUUCUACCCCAGCGUGACCUGGGCUGUGCCCGUGAGUGACAGCAAUGUGCCUCUGCUCACCAGGGUCAAGAGGGACCAGAGCUUCACCACCUGGCUGGUGGCCAUGAACACCACCACCAAGGAGAAGAUCAUCCUGCAGACCAUCAAGUGGCGGAUGCGGGUGGACAUUGAGGUGGAUCCUCUGCAGCUUCUGGGACAGAGGGCCCGGCUGGUGGGCAGGACUCAGCAGGAGCAGCCCCGGAUCCUGAGCCGGAUGGAGCCCAUCCCACCCAACGCCCUUGUGAAACCCAAUGCCAAUGAUGCCCAAGUCCUCAUGUGGCGGCCCAAACGAGGGCCGCCCUUGGUGGUGAUUCCUCCUAAGUAGAAGCAAGACUGGCCUGAUCACUGCUGAAGCUGGCAUCGUGAACACAUGCAAGGAGGUGGCCAGGGGUGGCCAGAGCCAAACUGAGUUUCUGAGCCAAAGUAGACCUCUGGGUUUGCCAGAUCUUACAGCCACUUGUAGGGCUGCUCCAUGGGUGGCAAAACCACAGUCCUUCAGAGAAGUACCUUUUUCCUUCUAGGAAUAAAGAAAUCACUGAUUUGAUAGACUUGCUCCUAUUCCCAUGCAAGUAGCCAUAUUUUAGAGCUGACCACGAUGAAUCUUUUAUCUGAACUCUUGACCAUUUCUUUCCUGUGAGAUGCAGGGGAUGGAAACGGAAUUAAAUAGUGCCUGUGGCAAACACUGCUUGCCAGCCAGUUAUAAGUGAGAUCGAGACUUCCUCACCAGAUGUUUGUCCCCUGGCAGGACAAGGCAUGCCCAGCAAGCAGAACCACACUGUGGAGACUGACCAGGAAAGGAUGCGGAAGCCUGCACAGCUGUUCUUAUCAGAGGAGCACCAUCCACCUGCUGCCCUCCCACUCCAUGCACCCUCCCACCCCACCAAGGGCCACUGCACCUCCCCAAGUCUGGACAGGCAGGAGGAGUGGCCAAGGGAGGUUGGGGCGGAUGUUCAAGUGCUAAGUUGCGUCUGUGUGUCUGUGUGUCUGUGUAUGCAGAUCGGCUCCAUCCAGAGCUCAAGUUCUUCUCCCCCUCACCCUCUGACCCCUAAAUUGAGCUGCCCAGGGAAGGAGCUGGUCAGUCUGGACUGGAAACACCUAUCUUGACCCAGCCUUGCUUCCCAGUCAGCCUUCCCACUAGGCACUCUGAGCUGAGACAUGGGGAUCCUCCCUUCUCUGCGUCAGUGUUGAUGCUCUUGGGAUUACUCUGAUCCUAGAGAGCCAGCCCAUGUCCCCUGUGGAGACCAGGCUGGGUGUCUUCAGGUGACCAAGGGCAGAGAGUACUAUCACCAGGAUAAGUGCAGUGAGGGGAGAAUCACUCUAAGGGGGCAAAAGUGGCAUGCACCAUUUAAUUUACUGGUUAAUUUAUUGCUGAUGGAUGGAUGGAUGAUGAUGGUAUGUGUCAUUUAUUAUGCAGCAGAAAAUCCAGUCCUAUCUUGGAGGCUUCCUGUCACAGAAUGUGUCUUCUUGAUCCCUUAAAGCACAGUAAGUUAUUCAUUUUUGAAGCCACAGAAAAAGGGGUGCCUCUCCCUAUACCCAGACAUCUGCGCCCCUGCCAGAUUGCCAACCAGCAGUGGGUUAGAAAGUGUCAGCUAGUGAAGCUACAAAGUCACACAGAUUACUAGAAGCCUCCCUGUCCACACUGAAGCUGUCUGAGUCCUCCCCUCCCCAUUCCCCAGUCCGGCCUUCCUGACUUCCUGUUCUUGGCUGGGAAUGGCCUUCUGGAAAGCACGCAGUCUGAUUCCUCCUGCUCUGGCUGUGUCUCCCAAUGUCUCUCACACACCGUAGAAUCACUCAUGGAGCUUAAAGACCUGUCCACACCUGGUCCCCACUCCAGCUCAUGAGAGUAAGAGUUCUGGGUGUAGAACCUGGGCACCUGUGAUAUAAACUUACCCAGAUGAUGCCACUGUGAUAAGAAGGGGUGGGAGAAGCAUGGCCUGUGUUUUCUCCCUCUGCCCCUCUUUACCCCCUGCCUCUUCAGCCAUUUCUCCUUCAGAGUUUUCUCCCCUCCUAGACACAUCUCAGCAGGUCAGUCAGUCCAGCACACUCCUGGAAAGCUGGCAGGCCCACUUCAAUAUCCCAAGGAGGCGUGGGGGGUUGGGGGGGGCUGUGCUAUGUCUGGGGCUGCUUUCCCACCAGCCCGUUUCUCUGGGAGCAGAAACCUAGCCCUUUCCAGACUAUCUCGCCUAGGUGGACCCCAGUCUCUUACCUUCCAAAGGCCUGAUGGGCAUUCUAGUGGCACAUCUCCAAUCCCCAACCCCAAAAGAAGACCUAGGCCUGAGAAGACAUUUAUGCCCUGAGACCUAGAAGCUUCUGCAGAGCCCCCUAAAUUCCACAGUGGUCUGCCAAUUUCUACCCCCAUGCUAAUUCUUCUCCCUACUCCUGGCCACAGCCCAAUCCUACAAAGCAGAUGAGAGACAGCUCUUGCUUCUCGCUUCUGAGGUCUCUGUGGUCCCAGUAAGCAGCACUAGAUUUAGACCAUCAGGAUCCCUGGGCUUUGCUAAUUCCCAGUGGACUCCCCAAUUCUAUAUUUUCUGGCUGCAGAGGGUUCUGCAAUAGAGACCAUUGCACACAUGCCUGGUCUGGGAACCAGUGAUGUGGGGAGAGUUGCUUGCUUUGGUGGGGAGCGACGUGGGGAGGGUGGUCUUAGGUCACUUGCAGAGGGAAGGAUGAUUUUGCCCUCACACAUGCAGCUGCCUGCUGUCCCCUCCCACCUUCCAUGCCACACAACGGCUCCAUUUCUCAGAAUGUUCCCACCCUGUGACCCUUCUUUCAGUCAGUGGUGCUCAAGAGUGGAAUAUCCUCUCCCAGGUGAUAAUGUGUGUUCUCAGGACAGGAAGUGGUUCUCACACUGGGAUUGCUCUUAAAACACAGCUGUGGGCCUGAGAGGGGAGACUCCAUGGUCAGGAAGACUUGCAGAGCACCCCAAAUCGCACAGCUGUCUCUGACACCUACCCUUCCUACUCACAGAAGCAGAGUAAGCACACUCACCUACUUCCUGUACUUUGAGACCCCUCCCUUAUUCAGCCCUGUUUUUAAAAAUAGAAGAGAAAUGGAACCAGCUAAAUGAAUUGCAGCCUCACUGGGAGAUGCAACCUAUUUUCACCAGCCACCCUGUCCCCUUUGCAGCUGCUCCUUUGCUUUUCUGCCAUGAGCACGAGGGGACUAGUGUCCUCCCCUCCCCUGUAGGCCUAUUGUUUUGCUGUUCCCCAAUGGGAGGAAAUCAUGCAGGGCUAUGGUGUCACUGGGACAAGGAGUGGGUUGGAAAUAUGAGCGUGUUACUCUGAAGAAGGAGAAGCCAGGUAUUCUGCUACGGUUCUGAGGACACCCCAGCCACUGGAGAGGUGACAGCUGGCUCUGCAGAGUGCCUUACAAAUGACUUCAAUUUGGAGAUUCAGUCUUUGGAUGUUCCAUGAACUCAAAACACAAGUUGCAUUUCACUUCUCUGGGAUUACAACAAAACUCAAUACAGUAUGUAUUCAACCACCA
This is a messenger RNA of Erinaceus europaeus (western European hedgehog), 4509 nucleotides long. It is a transcript of the gene FAM78B, whose product is annotated as family with sequence similarity 78 member B. Bases 563 to 1348 code for a protein of 261 amino acids. The transcript has 3 exons. The record is from RefSeq and is a predicted model, not a curated record. Lineage: Eukaryota; Metazoa; Chordata; Mammalia; Eulipotyphla; Erinaceidae.